Molecule: messenger RNA, 2139 nt
Organism: Limanda limanda (common dab)
Lineage: Eukaryota; Metazoa; Chordata; Actinopteri; Pleuronectiformes; Pleuronectidae
Gene: atxn7l2b
Product: ataxin 7-like 2b
Exons: 9
Coding region: 1-2139 (712 amino acids)
Source: RefSeq, a predicted model, not a curated record
AUGGCCGCCUCGAGUCGGCGACAUCCCAACCUCGACGACUGUGUCGGAUUAAACUGGAGCCGCUGGGCGGACCUGGUGGAUGUGUCCCCGCCGGACGGUGAGUGUGUCCCCCUGUCCUCGGUGACGUCCGGGUCUAAUGCUGAAGACAACAGCAACUGCGGGAGGAACCCAUCUGACAUCAUGACCCUCAGGAAAGAAGACAUGCACAUAUAUGGCCGCUGCCCGGCAUCUGAUGAUUUCUAUUUGGUGAUGUGCAGUCACUGUGGUCAGGUGGUGAAGCCUGCAGCGUUCGAGAAGCACUGUGAGAGGCGCCAUGGCGCGCUUACAAAAAUGCUUGGCCAGCCAUCGGCUCUGUCUCCACUGCAGCGACCGCUUCCUGGCCAUCCUCCUUCCAAUCUGCUCCACCCUAGAGAAAGGCAGAAGGACGGCAGUCUUCAUGAGGAUGGCGCCCCCUCCUCAGCAGCUUUACCCGCCCACCCGCACAGGCCCAAUAAGGCCCAGAGGGAGGCAGCAAGUUUGCCUUCAGUGGCUAAGUCCUCUCGGGAGAACCUCCCUAUCCCACAACACUCCCUGCCCAUGCCUCGUCCCCGGGUUCCUCCAUGUCACUCGGGAUCCCUGCCCCCGGGCCUCUCUUCCUCCUCCGCUUCGAACUCAGAGAAGCCCUCUGAGCAGAAGUCCACAGCUGGACAGACCAGUGAGUCUCGCACUCCUCUGCGAGGAACGAGAACCUACAGCCGGAUUUAUAAAAACGUAGCCAAGAAAGAACGUGACCUGAAUAAAAACUGCAAGAUCCUGGAUCCAGAGAGGAAGAUGGUGAGCAGCCGGGAGCUUAUAUGCAAUGUAAGCUCUCAGUAUGAUGCUUUUCUUUCCACACAUGCUAAUACAACGCAGCAGAAAGCGCAGGGAAGGACUAAGACGUCUGAUCAGUUGUCUGUGGAGCAGAGAGAGAGAAUCCCCUCUGCAGGUCGAGAUAUGGAGCCGCUUCUUGUCAAAUUAAAAGACAAAGAGCAACACUCAGAAGCUUUUGAAGAGAAACUAACUCAGGGUAGCAGACACAACCUCGGCAGCAACUGCCACAUUCUCGGGUCCAAGGAUACAGAAGAAGAUUUUCCAGAAGAGGAAGGCGACCGCACUGUGGAAGAGGAGGUGCAGCUUCCCUAUGCCCUCAACCAGAGUCUGCUGUCAAGUGAGGGUAGUGAAGACGAUGAGCAGGAGGAAGCCACGGAGCUGCUGGAGCUGCCGGCCUCACCAUGUCACCCCAAACCUCUCGGACUUUGCACUUUCGGAUGCCGUACAUUGGGUCGCAGCAUCCUCACCUUUGACCGGCGCUUGCAUCACCUGCGGUCUGCCCUCAACACCAUGCUGGAGCACCAUGUCAGCACACACAUGUGGAAGAAAAUGCCUCAAGUAUCACCAGGUCUCAGGUCUUGUCGUGUCACACCACCAGCUGUUAGAGCGACAGGGAAACCCUUCCAGUCCGCGGGCUCCAAUAGCCUUGACUCUACCUCGAUCGGACAACUGGAAAACAAAACCACUCAGCACAACUCUCAGAGUACCAAACCGCCUUCUUCCACCUCCCCCGCGAGCCUUGGGCCCGGCCGAUGGAGCAACCCUGUUGGACAACAAAGCAAGGUUCAGCAGAAGGAGGUGGGGCUUAUGCAAGAUGCGAGCGCAGCACAGAAAGCUACCAGGCUGCCACAGAGCAAUAAGGAAAAAUCCGCCAGAAAUGUCAGGGAUCCCCCUCUCCAUGAGAAGGCUCAGCCACGCUCCCCUUCCUGCAAAGGACCAGCCAGUGGUAACUUCUCACAGGGAAAGAAGCCAUGUCCUCCUCUGCCACUGCAGCCCUCAGAGAGACACUUGUCAGCUUCUGAGAAGCGUUCAGCCUUACCUGCAAAAUCAGACCGUCCCCCCCGAGGCAGAGGGAGGGCCUCAGGAAUUCAGCAGAAGGCGCUGGGUUUCGAUUGCAAUGGUCGUGGGCAAAAGCGCAAAGGAAGCAAUGAGUCGCCACCAUCCUCAGUAUCCAAAGCCUCCAAGUGUAAACGCUUGUCCUCUCCCUCCCGCUCCAGCCUCCUUGCCUGGAAGCGGGAGAAUAUCGGGGAUGGGCUUGCUUGGGGCCUGGACAAAACUUCCAACUCCUAA